Molecule: messenger RNA, 4986 nt
Organism: Ylistrum balloti
Lineage: Eukaryota; Metazoa; Mollusca; Bivalvia; Pectinida; Pectinidae
Exons: 4
Coding region: 1-4986 (1661 amino acids)
Biological process (GO): DNA integration
Molecular function (GO): zinc ion binding; nucleic acid binding
Source: RefSeq, a predicted model, not a curated record
AUGGAGAUCAUGAAAGCGUCACAGUUUGUUCAAAGCGAAUACUUUUUAUCGAAUAAGCUUGUCAGUAUCUGGAAGGAUGGUGGACACAAGGGGUUGACUUGCUUCAGUAAUAACGGUAGGCAACAUGAUCGUGUAGCGAUGAUUACGGUAAGUGACCAGAUGAUGGAUACUGGUAAUGACGGUGGUGUGGGUGAUACUGUAACGGUAAUUACACUUGACCAGGUGACGGAUACUGGUAAUCACGGUGGUGAAGGUGAUACUGUAAUGGUAUUUACAUGUGACAAAGUGAUGGAUACUGGUAAUUACGGUGGUAUGGGUGAUACUGUAACGGUAAUUACAUGUGUCCAGGUGACGGAUACUGGUAAUCACGGUGGUGUGGGUGAUACUGUAACGAUGAUUACACUUGACCAGGUGACGUAUACUGGUAAUUACGGUGGUGUGGGUGAUACUGUGACGCAAUUCGUCUUGGUGUUGGGAACUGAGCGAGUCGUUCCUUUACAACUCGGACUUUGUCAGUCCACGGAAGCUGUUUUGCGUGCACCCUCCGUGUGCACUAUUCGACACAUUGGAGAUGUUGAUUGUGAGACCACCUUGUACCUUGUCUGUGAAGAGACUGUAGCCAUCUUUACUGUUAAAGUGUAUGAAUGGAGAGUGAUUCUCCGUGAACUCAUCGCAACGGGAAAGGAUUUGGGGUAUGAAGGUACCAAGUUGCAGGAGUUUAUACGAGAGGAGCAGGCGAAAGAAAGAGAGGAACGUGAGCAGGAGAGACAGGAUCGCCAAGCGAGGAGAGAGGCCGAAGAGGCUAGAGCUGAAGAGAGAGCACGAAGGGAGCAUGAACGCAAGAUGGAACUCUUUCAAGCUGGAAUGGGUACUCUAGAAGAGUCGUCCUUUUCUACUCCUAGAGAUUUGCCUGUGCAUAGAGGUCCUAAGUUACCAGCUUUUGAUGAAAGCAAAGACAACAUGGACGCUUACAUACAGCGAUUUGAAAGAUAUGCUUCAGCGCAACAAUGGAAGAGAGAAGACUGGGGAGCGAACUUGAGCGCAUUGUUGAAAGGAAAGGCAUUAGAUGUAUUUUCACGAUUACCAGUUCAGCAGUCGCUGGACUUUGAUGAACUCAAGACGGCACUCCUAAAAAGGUUUGAAAUGACGGAUGAGGGGUUUCGGAAAAGUUUUAGGACUUCAAGACCGGAAGGAGGUGAAACAUUUACACAGUUUGCCAUCCGACUUCAUAAUUAUCUGGAGAGAUGGAUAGAGUUAACAAAGACUGAAAAGUCAUUCAACGGGCUCAAGGAUUUGAUUCUUCGGGACCAACUUCUCCAUUGCUGUAAUCAGGACCUGUCGUUAUUCCUGAAGGAGAGAGUUCCGACAUCAAUUGACGAGAUGGCUAGACUUGCCGAUCAGUUUGUCGCAGCACGAGGAACUCGAGCCAACUUGGUGUCUUUCAAAGGUCAUGGACAGAAAGGGGGAGGAAACAAGACAUCAUCUGUCUCAGCAUCUGGAAACUCUUCUUCUGAAACUCCAUCGGUGAAGAAACCAUCUGGUAGUUACAGAGAUAAAGAGUGUUUCUUCUGUAAGAAGAUGGGUCAUAUAGAGAGAGAUUGCCGUAAGAAGAAAGCUGGUGAGAAUAGAGUUGCCUCUAUAUCCCGGGCGCAAGGAAGUCAUUUUGACAGAAAGAGGAUACCUCAGGGCACGGUGAAAUCCAAAGACACCGAAGAGUUAGAACAGAACGGAAGCACCACGAAGACUUUGAGUGCCCCUUGUAAUUUGAAGUUAUCAGGUACAGAUGCCAUGCCGGUGGUAUUUGGGCGUGUAGAAGGAAAGCUUGCCACUGUUCUGAGAGAUUCUGGAUGUGAUGGAAUAGGAGUCAAGAGGAGUCUCGUGGAACCUCAGCGGAUCACUGGGAGGACAAAGUCUUAUUACUUGGCAGAUGGAACGCUCAUCAAAUGUCCCCUGGUAAAUCUUGAAGUGGACACACCCUACUUCAAAGGACACACGGAAGCAUUUGUUUUGGACUCACCCAUUUAUGACCUGAUUGUUGGAAACGUAAAGGAAGCACGCCCUGUUGGUCAGCCGGAUGAGAACUGGAAGAUGGUAGGGGCCGUGCAAGCUGUUGAGACGAGGGCACAGGUGAAGAAGAAGCGGUGGGCGUAUAGAGCUCUUCAUGUACCAGAGAGUAUUGAAGACAUUGGUAGUGUUCAGGAACUUAAGGAGGAACAACAGAAAGAUGUGACCUUGGAGAAAUUCAGAAAACUGGCUUCGAAGGCAGAACCUUACAUUCGAGAUGAUGGCGGAAGGUCAACUGUGUUCUACCAUAAAGAUCUGCUUUAUCGGGAGUUUCAAAGCCCUAAGGUGGCGAAUGGAAGGGUCUUCAGACAGCUAAUACUGCCAGAGAAGUACCGUCACACCGUCAUGAGACUUGCACAUGAGUCGAUUAUGUCCGGGCAUUUAGCAGCAAAGCGUACGACGAGCCGAGUACUCUCCGAGUUCUUCUGGCCGGGAAUCCAGGGAGAUUUGACUCGUUUCUGUCGCUCUUGUGACGUGUGUCAGCGCACUUUUCCAAAAGGGCGAGUACCAAAGGCACCAUUGGGAAGCAUGCCGUUAAUAGACACCCCAUUUAAAAGGAUAGCAGUCGACCUUGUGGGACCUCUUGAGCCAGCCACUGAUCGAGGAAACAAGUAUAUUUUGACUAUUGUUGACUACGCCACCAGGUAUCCGGAGGCGGUCGCAUUAAAAGGCAUAGAGACUGAGAGAGUUGCCGAGGCACUAGUGGAGGUAUUUAGUCGUGUUGGAGUACCUACCGAAAUGUUGACAGACCAAGGAGCUCAAUUCACCUCCAAUUUGAUGAAGGAAGUCAGUCGGUUACUAUCAAUCCGUCAACUCACAACAACGCCGUACCAUCCUCAGUGUAAUGGCCUCGUAGAGAGGUUCAAUGGAACCUUAAAACGGAUGUUGAGGAGGAUGAGCACAGAAAGACCUAAGGAUUGGGAUCGAUAUCUCAACGCUCUCCUUUUUGCAUACAGAGAAGUACCGCAAGAAAGUCUAGGGUUUUCGCCAUUCGAAAUGUUGUAUGGGAGAGCUGUGCGAGGCCCCAUGAUGAUUCUUAAAGAGCUACUGACAAAGGAGAUGCCAGACGACGACAUUAAGACCACAUAUCAGUACGUCAUUGAUUUGAAGGAGAGGAUGGAAGAUACAUGUCAGAUCGCCUUGGAGCACCUGAAAGAAGCCAAGGUAAUGCAGAGAAAACAUUUCAAUAGAAGAGCUAAGGCUAGAGAAUUGAAACCCGGAGAUAAAGUGCUGGUCCUUCUACCAACUAAGGCUAACAAGCUCCUCAUGCAAUGGAAAGGGCCGUUCGAAGUCUUGGAGAAAGUGGGACAGUUCGAUUAUCGAAUCAACCAGCAGGGAAAAGAGAAGACUUUCCACAUAAACCUAUUGAAGAAGUACUUGGAGCCCCUCAGCAUCAUUACGGAGGAGAUAGGCGGAGUUUUGUCCUGUGUGAUGAAUACGGUUGUGUCAGAGGAGGAUGUUGAUGAUGAAAUGGAGUUUCCGUGCGAACUCGAAACGGUUCCAAUUGACAACAGAACGGAGAACAUAGAACACGUUGAAAUUUCGUCUGAUUUGACUGAAGUACGUACGGCUGAAGUCAAGAAGCUGAUGACUGAUUUUCAGGACGUUCUUACGGAUCUUCCGGGAAGGACAAACUUAGCGGAACAUGUAAUACAUACAUCCACCAAGGAUCCUGUGCAUGUCAAGCCAUAUCAGUUACCGUACAACACCAAGGAAGUCAUCGGAGAAGAGGUGAAGAAGAUGCUUGAAAUGGGCGUCAUUGAGCCGUCUACAUCACCAUACUCUGCACCUGUCGUGCUGAUCAAGAAAAAGGAUGGGACAAACCGUUUUUGUAUUGAUUUUCGAAGAUUGAAUCGAGUCACCAUAUUCGACGCAGAGCCUAUGCCAAACACCGAAGACAUCUUCACAAGAGUCGCUGGAGCUAAAUUUUUCUCUAAGCUAGAUCUUAGCAAAGGCUAUUGGCAAGUUCCCCUAUCUUUGGAAGCGAAACAGAUGACGGCAUUCUCGACUCCCCAGGGACUUUUCCAGUUCAAGGUAAUGCCUUUCGGGUUGAUGAACGCCCCGGCAACGUUCAGCCGUUUGAUGAGAAAGUUGUUGCAUGGAAUGGAACAUGUUGAUAACUUCAUCGAUGAUAUCCUCAUCUAUACUAGUACGUGGGAGGAACAUUUGGAGGUGUUGCGGGAGCUUUUCAGACGUCUACGCAGGGCAGGACUUACUGCAAGACCAAGUAAAUGUUCUAUUGGUUUUGGCAGUCUACCUUGCUUGGGUCACAUUGUUGGAGACGGAAGACUGCGUCUUGAGGAGUCAAAGAUUUCUGCCAUAGAUAACGCACCGAGGCCAACAACGAAAAAACAGGUUCGUUCGUUCUUGGGACUGGCAGGUUUUUACAGGCGCUUCAUCCCUAACUUUGCUGCUAUUGCCGUUCCAUUGACGGACUUGACAAAGAAAGGCAAUCCUACCAAAGUCUUAUGGGAUAUGAGUCACGAGAAGGCAUAUACAACCCUCAAAAGGUUGCUUACAACGAAACCAGUUUUGAAGUUACCCGACCUCGAGCAAGAGUUUAUUCUACGCACUGAUGCGUCAGAUACAGCUUUGGGAGCUGUUCUGCUUCAAGAGGAAAACGGUCAAACGAUGCCAGUGGCUUAUGCAAGCAGGAAGCUUUUACCCAGGGAGAAGAAUUACGCAAUUGUUGAGAAAGAAUGCUUAGCAAUAGUGUGGGCGGUACAGAAAUUUGAGCCCUACAUCUACGGAAAGGAAUUCGUACUUGAGACAGAUCAUCAGCCUCUCACUUAUUUGCACCGGUCCAAGACCGCAAAUGCCAGACUGAUGCGUUGGGCACUUCUUCUGCAGCCAUACAGACUCAGAAUACGAGCCAUAAAGGGCCAAGACAACGUUGGAGCAGAUUUCCUCAGCAGGAUCUAG